GUACCCCCCCAGCUGCCACGAUGUCCAGCAAACGUGCCAAAGCCAAGACCACCAAGAAGCGCCCGCAGCGCGCCACGUCCAAUGUGUUCGCCAUGUUUGACCAGUCGCAGAUCCAGGAGUUCAAGGAGGCUUUCAACAUGAUUGACCAGAACCGCGAUGGCUUCAUCGACAAGGAGGACCUGCACGACAUGCUGGCGUCCCUCGGGAAGAACCCCACUGAUGAGUACCUGGAGGGGAUGAUGAGUGAGGCGCCGGGGCCCAUCAACUUUACCAUGUUCCUCACCAUGUUUGGGGAGAAGCUGAAUGGCACCGACCCCGAGGACGUGAUCCGGAACGCCUUCGCUUGCUUUGAYGAGGAGGCCUCAGGCUUCAUCCACGAGGACCACCUGCGAGAGCUGCUGACCACCAUGGGGGACAGGUUCACCGACGAGGAGGUGGAUGAGAUGUAUCGGGAGGCACCCAUCGACAAAAAGGGCAACUUCAACUACGUGGAGUUCACCCGCAUCCUGAAGCACGGCGCCAAGGACAAGGACGAUUAGAGCCCAGGGCCUCUCACCCCUUCUGCCUCAUCCCGUGCACACGCCCUGCCCCUCGGGCUCCCUUGCUGCCCCACAGCAGAUUCCUCCCCUGGGAAACACCUCCCAGGACCAUCACCCUGCGUCAGGACACGCUUGGAGGGGACACACUCCUGUCACUUUGCUGCCCCUUGUCCGUCCGGCCCUCCCCUCUCCCACCACAGACUCACCCCCUGGGACCUCCAGCCUGGCUGUGACCAUCCCCAGCAGCCACUGACUCCAUCAAAGCCGCCAUGCCACUGGUCCCAGGGCCGGGGUGAGCAUCCCCCGCUGGUCUGCAGGGAAUUUGGGCUGGCUCRAGCCUGAGCAAGCCCCAUUCGAGUUUGUCACACAGAGGAAAGACAUCUCUUCCUGUCCUGCCACACCGCCCUCCUUCAGAAAAGAACCUCCACUUUGUCCCUCCUCCCUGGCUGUUCUAUGGCUUUAGAGCCUGAGAUCUGAGGGAUUGGGGAAGCUGAGGGGUGUAUAAAGCCUCAGAGCCUCAAAGGGGUGUGACAGAUGUGUGCUGUGUGUGGCUACCUCGUGCCUGGUACCGUGCUGUGCCUGGGCUUUGGGAAGGUGGGCACUGUGCCUCCCCACYCUGCUGCCCUUGCCAGCCAGGGCCCUUCCAAUGGGGCUGCCUGUUUCUGAAGCCAAAUAGCUCCCAAUCUGUGUAAAAUCAGCUUGAGCAUCAUUUUCUGCCUUAGCUAGGGGCUGAGGGUCGCUCUGCUUGGCCCCCAUGUCAGGAUGGGCUGAGAGACACCUGGCAAGAUGUCAGCCUUGGUUGCCCCAUUAGCUGAUCCCAGGGGCUUGGCCACCCUUCUGUGUCAYCCUGGGAGUAGGGGGGUGAGAAAUGGGGAGGGGGUUUGUCCCCGUGGUUUGGUGGUUUGUUUUUUUAUCACCCUCCUGACAUGGAUGUGGGGGCAUCGGGUGGUGCCACACCCAAACCUGUGGUCUUGAAAUGCUGCUUGCAGCCAAGCCCACCUGCCUGCCCUGGAGGGAGGGGUGAGUUUCCAGCAAUUCUUUGUUUAAAAUGGAGGGACAAACCUACAAAAUAUGGUGAGGGCACAGCACAUGGCAGAGAUGCUCCCAGCAUUGGGAAGGCUUCUGUAGGAUCUGUGGGAGCUCCAGAAGUGUCAGAGAUCUGCCAGGCUCCAGGUGACACUCUCUCACCUGRGAGAUGAUCCAUGAAUGGAAAACUUCUCCCUGGUCUCAGUGCUUCCAUUUUGCAGGCACCACCAACACCAGGAAAAGGGAGCUGAACUGUCAGGGGUGAAGCACUGGCCCUGUGAGCGCCAGGGAGCCCCGCAGGCUCAGGGCUUGUGCUCUGCAGUAGCAGCCCCAAGCCAGCCCCCUCCAGCCUCACAGGUACCGAGCUCCUUCCCUAAUGCCCUCCUUCCCUGGUGCCAGGGAAAACCUAUACUUCUCCCACUUUCAGAGGGAAUUCCUAGGCCUGAGGCUGCUGGAGGACAAGAUCUUUUGUAAAAUCUCCCUCAUGGGGACACCCAGCAGAGUGAACACCCCACAGACAUCCCUUUGGGGCAGAGGAGCUGAUGCUGGAGCUGUGGGCAGACCAUGUCCUGGGGCAGCUGCAUCCAGGAGGGGUGUUCAGCCCCSUGACCCCAAGGGAUCAGCUGGUGUGACCAGCCCAGAUCUUUGCAGUGCCGCAGCUGGGAUGGGGUCAGUGCUGGUCCUGCCUGGGGGCUGCCACGGGCUACAGCAUGGGGCUUUUGGAGUAGCUGCCUCAAGAAGCUGCCAGAACUGCUCUGUCUGAGCUGGCCCUUCCCUGUGGGCUGUGUAGGCAUUGUGGGACUUCAACCCUGAGGCAGCAAAAUGGAACAAAUCUGUCAAUUGGACAGUGGGGUACAUCUGAGACCAGUAAAUAAAMUUGUUCCACUGGCACAGGGUGCCCAGAGCAGCUGUGGCUGCCCCAUCCCUGGAAGUGUCCAAGGCCAGGCUGGAUACUGGGGCUU
Malurus melanocephalus (red-backed fairy wren) is the source of this 2527-nucleotide messenger RNA. RefSeq names its product myosin light chain 9 (gene MYL9). Gene Ontology annotation, biological process: platelet aggregation; myofibril assembly. Gene Ontology annotation, molecular function: calcium ion binding. The record is from RefSeq and is a predicted model, not a curated record. The coding region runs from base 21 to 539 and encodes 172 amino acids. The transcript is spliced from 3 exons. Gene Ontology annotation, cellular component: stress fiber; cytoplasm; myofibril. Lineage: Eukaryota; Metazoa; Chordata; Aves; Passeriformes; Maluridae.